UGUGUACGUGUGUGUGUACCUGUGUGUAUGUGUGCGUGCGAGAGUGUAUGUGUGUGUUUGUGAUCACGCACGCGUACGCGUUCACAGCAAUGAAACCAGAGUAGGUUACAAGCAGCUAGCAGUGUGUCUAUUAAGUGAGAGACGACGUCGAAGCUGGCUACCCGUUGGUCUGAAUAAAAGUUGAAUGAACGGGUGGAUGUAGAUCGGGUAUUGGCAGACGAAAGCAGAGAGGGCUAACUUAAACAAAUAUUUGGGGGUUUUACGUUUACAUUGUUUAAAAAAAUAUUCGGAAUACCUGUUUUAAUAUUGAUGCAUUUUUAAUAUUCUCAGCACUUAGCAACAACUGUAUAGGAUAUAUAUCACACAAUUUUCGUCUUCGAAAAGAUCAACAAAAUAUCAGAUAAGCAUAAAUUGCAGCUGUUUGAACUAUUAUAACACUGGGUGACUCUGUCUAAACUAAACCAUAUUUUGAAAUGGAAAAUGAGAAGAUCAUCAUCGUUCUGAUAGUCUGUGUCUGCUUGAUUCUCAUCAUAGUUAUCGUUUCUGCAGUAAUUUUCUACUUUUGCUGCGGACCUAGAAGCAAGCGCAAGAGAAGAAACCAGAACUUCAACAACCUUCCAGCUGUGGCAACUGAUUCCAGCAACAGCCAGUCACUCAGGAGUCACAGAGAAGAACAGUCACCAAAACCUAUGCCAAAGGUUGGUUCUUCUCGUCUAUGGAUGACAAAACCAUACAUGCAAGCAUCAGGACCGAAUGAUGCUUACUAUGAACUUAAGAAUGGUGUAAGAAAAAACCCUGUUCUCAUGAGAGACAUUUUAUCAAUGCCCAAUGUCACUAAUGUGCAAGGUCGGUAUGUUUAUGAAGGCAAUCUUCGUAUGUAUCACAGCCAACAAAUUCCAGAUAUCAUGGGCAAUUACCGUGAACCCAGAGCUUAUUACAAUGAUGGUUUUAUUCUUUCUCAUGCAGGUUUACCCUAUCGAAAUAGUGCAAGGUUACUGAAAACAAAUGAUGCUUACCCAACAGAAUAUGUGUCUGAUAACGAACCAAAUCAACCUGUAUUGAGAAACUUUUCACACAGAUUACCAGACGACAAAGUGCAAAGGCCUACAAGAAGCUAUCCAUAUGAAAAUGCUGCUCUUUCUGGAUACAAUAAUGAACUUACUAGGUCCCUUCAAAAAUCAAACAUAUCUAAGUCAUUCUCAGUAAAAUCUGGUUCUUCAAAAUCUUCUCUUAAAAAUAAAGGCAGUAGUCGAACAGGAUCUCUAUUGUCACGGAAAUCUCUGAAUAACAGUCCGCGGUUAGCCAAAUCAACCACGAGCACAGUAAUUAGUGAACACAACAGCUCUGAACUAUUGUUUCCACCUUCUCAUUCUGGCCUGGACAACAGUAAUAAUGAUCUCAGCAUACAUGCCAAGGUCAAUCCAUUACUAGAUCUUGAGUUUGAUGCUGAAUGUUCUGUUUCAAAUCCUGAUCAAACAGAUAAUGUUGAUAUUCAUGCCCAGGAAAAAUCAGUAGAUGAACAGAGUUGUAUUGAAAGCAUAAGUGAUGUGACAGAAUCAGAAACAAAAGGUCAAAAAGUAACCACACAAGCAUUUGAGUUUCUUGACAGUUACUUAUCUGAUGAUGAUGCAGAGAAACAGAAAGAUACUAUAAGUCAGAAAGUAACCACACAAGCUUUUGAGUUUCUAGAUAAUUAUUUAUCUGAUGACGAAGUAGAAAAACAGAAGGAUAAUACAUAUGAAUCAUCAAGAUAAUAGUACCAGCUACUGAGACAAUUCACUUUCAUCUUGAUUUGGUAUCAAGCCAAAGUCCAGGAAUUGGCUAAGUUACCCAUAGCCACUCGAACCUGUAUUAUUGCAGUUCAGUGCAGAAUGUGAUCAUUGAAUUAUUUUAAAUUUUUCUGUCUGCUUCAUAUGACAUUGGAUGCAGUGUAAAGAUUAUAAUUUCACAACCCGGUUUGAUGGUGACUUGUCUGAACAAUACAUUGGUUGAUUAUAAUAUUGGCCUUACAUACACGACAGGAAGAUAUCAUUACACAUCACAUACUGAAAUAACAUUUGAAGCGUGAAACAUUUUGAACAUUUUUACAUUGCAAACAUGUCAGUAUACUGUAUAUAUACAUUUAUAUAUAUGAUUUAAUAAUAAAAAUUUGUCAUCUAUGUAUAUAGAUGUGUGUUUGUGUGUGUGUGUGUGUGAGAGAGAGAGAGAAAGCAAGAUAUUAAAUAAUCUUACAUUCCAAUGUGUCACUACACUGUAUAUAAAGAAUGACUUAUCAAACAGAAAUUCUUUAUAUAUGUGUGUGUGUAUGAAUAUAUGUAUGUAUAUAUGUUUAUAAAUGUAUACAUACACACACCAACACAUAUAUAAAAACUCAUGUGCAUGUGUUUUCUUUUUACGUCUGUGUUAUUGCUUUAAUUGCAAUCUUUGAACUUGUGUUGCUGUACUUGGAAACUUUUGUUUACAAUGUUUGUCUCCAUAAUCAAACUAAACAAAUCAAUAUAUAUAACUCUUAAUAUUUCUCUCUCUGGAGAAUAUUCUUGGUAAAUACUUCUUUUUUACUUUGAACAAUUCCAACUCUUCAGCUCUUUGGAAGCUUAAUAUUUUUUUUCCAAUGUGUUUGAGACAUAAGCAAAAAUAUACAUAUUUAUAUUAAUAUUUACUAAAUAUAUCUAUAAUAUUCCAUUGGGUUGUUGAAACAACUGCAACAGUGCAUGAUAAUACAUUAACUAUAUAUUUGAAAAUAUAGAACUAGCUUUAUAGGAAUAACCGACAAGGUUUACAAUAAAUAGCUGAUAAUUUAGUAAACUGCUGCAGAAAAUCAGUCAUUAAUUCCUCAAAGUAUCAAAAUCUCAUAAGUCUUUUUCCCCUUCAGUAAAAUCCUGGAACUGCUGUAAAAGAAAACAGAGAUGACAUUUUGCAUAUUGUUAAUGCCAUCUUCCGAUCAUUUUUUUCUUGUCUUAUUUAGUGGAUUAAAAAAAUAUGUAACCCUUUUGAUACCAACCUGCCAAAAACUGCCCUUAUUUCUUAUGGUACAAACUUCCUGUUUUGAAACGAUCUAAAUUUAAACCUUACAUCAAAAUUUCAUGUUCAUUUAUAUUCCAGACACCAGCUUAAUUAUGAAAAAGUUAGUUUACUAAAUUCUUCCAUUGCUUUCAAAAUCAAUUGAAAUAAAGGUAGAGUAUUUGAACAGAAAUAUUGGAACAAAGGGUUAAAAUAUUAAGCUCUUUCCCAUAUUAUUUUGUAUCCUGCCAUUUAUUGUUAGAGAAAUCAAAUGAAGACUUCAGGGCUUCCAUAUUAUCCAUCAUAUUGCUGAUAUAAACCACAUCAAAAGUGAUCUGGUGAAGUAUAUUGACAAAUGAAACUGUUAUCCUUUACCAGAAUGAUGAGUAAUAAUGCAUAUAACAACUCAUUUCUGUAUCUUGUAUUUGAAUGACUGUCAAAUAAAUCAGUAUUUUGUGUGAAAACCUGCUCACUAUCAAAUCAUUUAGUGCUGUUGGAAGGAAUUAUGAUUACUAUUAUUGACUUCCAAAUAUAGGGAGUAGUUAAAUCACUUGCUCUCUUUAAACUUUAAACUAACUGUUGCCAUGUAAAACUGUUGAAAAAUGUAAUUUACUUCAGUUCAACCUUAAUGAGGGCGUUAAAAUUGCUCAAACAUUUUUGUAACUCAAGAUUUUCAUAAAAUGUCUGUAUGACCAAAACAAAAAGAAUUAAAAAAAUUUA
Messenger RNA from Octopus bimaculoides (California two-spot octopus), 3720 nucleotides. RefSeq lists its product as uncharacterized. The record is from RefSeq and is a predicted model, not a curated record. NCBI's taxonomy places the organism in Eukaryota, Metazoa, Mollusca, Cephalopoda, Octopoda, Octopodidae. Gene Ontology annotation, molecular function: nucleic acid binding; zinc ion binding.